Molecule: messenger RNA, 1062 nt
Organism: Bipolaris zeicola 26-R-13
Lineage: Eukaryota; Fungi; Ascomycota; Dothideomycetes; Pleosporales; Pleosporaceae
Exons: 1
Coding region: 1-1062 (353 amino acids)
Biological process (GO): protein import into nucleus
Cellular component (GO): cytoplasm
Source: RefSeq, a predicted model, not a curated record
AUGUCGUCGCAUAUGCCUCCGCAGACCAUCUCGGUCAAGCGCAAACGAACUGAAGCGCCCGUGGACUCGCUGCGCAUCGAUCACGAAGUCAAGCGCCAGAAAAGCCAGAACCUUGACUCUGGCUUCAACUCGGAGCCAGAAGUUCAAUUUUUCUUCCGGCGACUCACAAAGCCAGGCGACGAUGCUCACGUAGCCACGGCCCCACCGACGCCAACCGCCCAGAGGCGUUUUCGCCUUGACCCUGUAUCGAGAAUCGGGGCAAAGAGACAUUUCGUCGAGGAACAAAAGUCUUCCAGAGAUGAGAGUAACUUGGUUGGGGGUCAAGUACAAUCACCGGCAUCGGAGCCUGCACUCGACCUACCAUCACGACCGCGGAAGAGGCCUGGGGCGGGGAGUGCACUGCGGAAUUCAUCAAAGUCAAGCAUACAGAGACAGGUGCAAGUGUCGGAGCCGUCUGAAAAGGAUGUGCGUAAACUUGAGGCACUUUCAAAAGAGGUGGAGAAGAUAGAUAAUCUCAAGAUCCCCCUGCCCUCGACAUCACCAUCGAAAUACAAACCCAAGGCCCCUGCGAAGCGGUUUGCUGAGCGUCAUCCAGAAAAGGCCGCAGCGCUAUCAUCACACGACAACGAAGCUACAGACGUGGACGCCAUGGACGUAGAUAGCGAAUACGUCUACGACCACUAUGUGCGCGAGCCCGUUCUGCCGGAUGCACCAGCGCCAACCGGGAGUGUGGGACUGUUGGUGAUUGGCGAAGAGGACGCAGACUGGUGGGACAACGAAGAGGGCAGCGACCGAGAGUUUGAUACGGAUGACGAAGACGAGAAUGCAGAAGACUACUACGCUAAUGACUACCCGGAAGAUGAAAUGAGCGACGACGACGAGUUUGACCGCAAUCUGUACAAGCCAAAGUACCGCCAUGGCAGCGAUGAAGAGGAGUACGAUAUUGAGCGUGACGAGGGCGACAGCGCACUUGCCAGCGGCGAGGACGAAGACGAUUUGCAUUUCAAGAUGACGGUGCCAAAGGCACAACGAGUGGGGUACUGGGGUAUGAAGGACGAAUGA